Molecule: messenger RNA, 2082 nt
Organism: Scleropages formosus (Asian bonytongue)
Lineage: Eukaryota; Metazoa; Chordata; Actinopteri; Osteoglossiformes; Osteoglossidae
Product: epidermal growth factor receptor kinase substrate 8-like protein 3
Exons: 21
Coding region: 107-1861 (584 amino acids)
Biological process (GO): Rho protein signal transduction; positive regulation of ruffle assembly; regulation of Rho protein signal transduction
Cellular component (GO): vesicle; plasma membrane; ruffle membrane
Molecular function (GO): actin binding
Source: RefSeq, a predicted model, not a curated record
CAGCUGACUUCACCCGAAGCUGAGGUCACGUUUUCCAACUCUGGCUGAAGCUGAGGGUCAGUGGUGGAAGGAGAGGAGUGGUCAGAUCUGAGGCCAGGACUCCAGGAUGUACAGGAAUAGCAACCAUAACGACUAUGACACAAGCUCCUUCGACAGCUCUCUUCAGUCCAGUAGCAUUUUCCUGGAGGAGCCACUCUCUCAGAGGUCCAGCUUAUCUAGGCCCAGUGGAAAACUUAUUUACAACCAAAGGAAAGAGUUUGCAGAGUCCUUACAGAGGCGGCCGCACAGCUUCCAGCACCGGGUGGAGCACCUUCUCACCUGCGAGUUAGAUGGACGUGAUAUGCGUAGUCUGGAGGACUGUGUGACCCAUCUCCAGCUCCUUGAUGCCAAAGGCCAGAUCUGGGGUCAAGAUGUGUUUCUACAAGUUCAAAAUAACAUCCUGCAGAUGACAGACAUUGAAACAAAGGAGGAGCUGGAAUCCUUGGCUCUGGAGAGCGUAACAGACAUGAGAGCCAUGCUGGGCCGCUGUGUGUACAACUCCCUGCUGAUGAUAGCAGUGCAGCCGUGCCACAAGAGAGUGUCCAGCGUCUUCCUCUUCCACUGCGCGGAGGUCGGGGCGGAGUACAUCUGUAUGGACCUGGAGAGAGCUGUGCAGCACCGGAAAGAAGACGGACAUUCUGGAAAGCAAAACUGGCCAGCAGAGACCAGACAGAUUCAUGGCUACAGAAAGGACAGUGACACAGCAUCUGCCCCACCUAGCAGCAGGACGGAUCAGCUCCAGCACAAGGAGGUGGUAGCCCCUCAACCUGUCCAGUACACUGAAACUGAAGUCGAUGUGGAGAUAUUCAACCACCUGCUGAAUGACAUAGAAGUCUUCGUGGACCGGGUGAGAAAGGUUUUGCCAAAAGAAUCCAACAAGAAGAACAUUGUGAAAAAUAUGAUGAAGAUGAACAAGAAAAGCAAAGCUGUCAAAGGCUUGCCACCUCAGGAGGAGUAUGUUUCUUGUCUUCAAAAGGUCAAGUAUGGAUUCAACCUCUUAGGGAAGCUUAAUGGUGAGAUCCACAACCCCAGCGCCCCAGACUUUGUCCAUUGCCUGUUCUCGAUCCUGAGCUUUCUGGUGCCCAACUAUCCCGUGGAAGUGCCCCCCACAGUUAUCUCCCCCUUGCUGACAAAGCAGACCAUAAGGCUCCUCAGUGAGGAGGCCAGCACAGAGGAAGACCAGCUUUGGCAGUCUCUGGGGGAUCCCUGGAACAUUCCCAGUGUCAUGUGGCCAGAUGAUGAACCAGUCCCACCAUACAUCCCCGAGUUCAAUGAUGGUUGGCAGCCUCCUGAACCGGUAAAGGAGGACCAGUGCAAACCCUCAAGGAAAGAGCUUAGACCAAAGAAUGAACAGAAAAGCGGCUCAAGAAGCUCUCCACCAACACGCUUUGGAGGAGCUGCUCCCCUCUACAUGCGAGUGACGUAUGACUUCAUUAGCAGAAAUCAGCAGGAGCUGAGUGUCUUGAAAGGAGACGUUGUGCAGGUGCUGGAUCAGUCUAAGCAGUGGUGGAAAGUUUGCAAUGACAGAAAUUUGGAGGGAUACGUUCCCAACAACGUGCUGGAGUCCAUGGAAGCCGAUUCCGCUCAGGAGGAGCCCAAGGAAAGACACUCCAUCGCUGCACUGAACAAGCGAUCCAAGCCGGAGGAAGUGAAAGCCUGGCUGGAGGAGAAGGGUUUCUCCCCAGUCACGGUUCGCUGUCUGGGAGUUCUCAGCGGAUCACUGCUGCUGGGAAUGAGCCGUGAGGAGCUGAAAGCUGUGUGUCCAGAGGAAGGAGGUCGAGUCUUCACUCAGCUGCAGGCCGUGAGGACAGCACUAGCAUGAGGGGGACGAAGUCAGAACACGGGGAUGCAGAAGAUAACAGGACACUGGAUGAACCCAUUAAAGCACGUCUCACAUGGGAAGAAGAGACAGCUGUAAGCUUUAAGCUGCAUCAAAAUGCCUAGAUGCUGUACUAUCCCUGCCCCAAGAUGACCAGCAAUGAUAGCCUGGACAUCAGUCUUCAUGGCAAAAUCAGUCUGAGCAACUGAACAAAACACAUGGAU